AAAGUGCUGUGAGCGCAACCCUGGUGCUUAAAAACAGAUCAAAAGCGAUCGGGCACACAGGGCAACAGCCAGGGACUAGUCCAGAGUGCAGGGAGGCGAGCCCCUGUGGCGAUGCUAUAACUGCGGCCUUACGCGGUCUUCGCGCAUCCCGGACGCGGGAAGAGUGCGGGCAUCGUGGGCAACGAACAACGUGGCAAGUAGGGAAAAGCGCCUACCCACGCUGUGUCGUUGUGAGAGCCAUGGAAGGUGAAGCAGCCUACAUGGAAAAGGAGAUCCCCGAUAUUCUUCGUGAACUACAGGCCCAAUGCGAAUUCACCAAAAGCAAGCGUGACGCAUUACAAGGGAAGGUCGGGAAGAGGGCGGGUGACUGGUCAAUAAACCGUCAGGACGUCCUACUGUUCCGAGGUCGAGCCUACGUACCGGACGACCCGGCAGUAAAGUUUGAGCUCAUGAGGAGGUACCAUGAUGACCCCCAUGCAGGACACUUUGGAGCAGCCAAAACGGUUGAGCUCCUGAGUAGAAAGUACCACUGGCCAUCAAUGCGCCAAGACGUACAAGAAUACGUGCGAACAUGCGACGUAUGCCAACGGGUGAAGGUGAAGAGACACCGCCCGUAUGGUGAAUUGCAGGCGUUGCCUGUGCCGGAACGUCCAUGGAAAGAAAUCACGAUGGAUUUCAUGAGUGGCAUCCCGCCGUCCAAACGCGACGGGCGCGUAUAUGAUGCUAUCCUCGUGAUUGUGGACAGAUAUACAAAGAUGGGUCAUGAAAAUCUUCGGCCUACCAAAAGGCAUUGUCUCUGAUCGUGACCCGAAGUUCACUAGUGAAUUUUGGUCUGAACUGUGCUACAUGCUGCACAUACGCAAACGCAUGGGAACCGCAUUCCAUCCGCAAACCGAUGGACAGACGGAGCGGCAAAACCAGACAAUCCAAGAAUACCUGCGUGCCUACUGCGGGCAGUAUCAGAAGACCUGGGCGAAAUUACUGCCAAUUGCCGAAUUUGCAUAUAACAACAGUGUUAAUGCAUCAACUGGCACAACCCCGUUCUUUGCGUUGUACGGGUUCCACCCAGAAAUUUAUUAUGAUAUUGAAACCCAGAGCAAAGUGCCAGACGUCAAUGAGCGAGUGAAGCAACUCCAUGACGUACGCAAGAAGCUUGAAGAAUACCUUGCCAACGCAAGCAAAGAGCAAGCAAAAUACUAUAACCGCAGACACGAGCCAAUGGCAUUCAAAACAAAUGAUCUUGUCCUCCUGUCAACAAAGCACUUGCGGUUAAAACAACCAAGCAAAAAGCUUGCACCGCGCUUUGUUGGACCAUUCCGAAUCCUCGAACCUGUCGGAACGCAAGCUUACCGACUGCAAUUACCAGCCUCAUGGAAGGUGUGGAAUACAUUCCAUGUUUCACUGUUGGAAAAGUACCACCAGCGGGAGGGAGGCGAGAACACGGCGAACCAACUGCCCCUCCCAGAAAUCAUUGAUGAUGAGGAGGAAUGGGAAGUCGAAGAAAUCCUCGACAAGAAAAAGCAUAAGAAUGGCAUGUGGUAUCUCGUCAAAUGGAAAGGUUACCCUACAGAGUACAACCAAUGGUUGCCGAGGGAAAACCUAGACAAUGCCCAAGAGAUGCGUGACGAGUUUGAUAACCGAGCGAAGAGAAGACGCACGCGAAGAGCAACGAAUGAAGAUACCAUACAUUAAGUAAGCUAUGCUAAAUAUAUUACAAGAAGCAAAACGCAGGGGACGAGCCCCUUAUUCGGAGUAAUCGGAUGAGAGCUCCACAAAGGAACCCUCACGGGUGGCAGCGGAACCACCGCCCCGAGAAGACGACGACGCCGUAGCAGAGGAGUCGCCGGCAUGGCGCCGUCGACGAGAAGGGGGAGCAGGGUCGAGAGAGGGAUUUGGGCGGAACGCCCGGCGACCCUGGUGUCGCAAGGAAAAAACGAGCUCGGGAGGAAUCUGUGAGACGCGCCCAGAACGCGCCUGAGACGCAGCAGUCUACACAAAGGUCAGAAAAAACAACCAACGUGAAAACAGAGGAAGAUCAUACGGAGGAGGGCGAGAUGCUGGCGAGGGUGUUCACCCCUCGGAUGAGUUGUCGCAUCUGCUCUAGGAGCUCGCGAAACAUGACCUCUAAAGUGGGGCGGCGAUGCCCGCCCAACCGGUUGUCGCGAGUGACAAACGCUUCAACCGCCGUUUUAUAGCGCGCGAACAAACGCACGCACUCCGCUCGAUCGACCUCAACGGUUGAUGUGAUACCCGACUCGUAGUCCUUGAGAGCCCUAGCGAGCUCGACGAGGCGGGCCAGACAAAGCGCGAACUGAGGAGGGACCUAUAAUUGGUGAGAAGAACCAAGCAAGACGCAACCAAAACAUCAGGGCACAAACCUCCUCGCACUCAUGAUGCUGGCGCGAACAUCCAGCACACUUCUGAAACGCGGGCAUAUCGCACAGCAGAACGAGGUCGACAUCCUUACUGCACCGGAGGCAGACAUAGGUGCCUGCCUCCGCCUCCACGGUCUCCCCUGGAGGAGAUAGGGUAUUAUCCCUACUUCGAGAAGAUGAAGGCACCGUCACUUCGAAGGCAACCCGGCGACGGCGACUGGGGGGCUCGGACGCAGAGGCAUCGCUGCCACGGCGCCGGCGCCUGGAACUUGUCUUGUCGCGCUCGGGCACCGGCGAGGACGGUAUCGGGGUCGGAGACCGAGGAGUAGGAGAGCGCGGGCGGGAAGUACGCCUAUGUCCGGAGAUGGCCUCACCGCGCCGUGAUGUUGACGAAGACGGUGCGGGUGUUGGUGAAGGGGGCGCCAGGGAACGAGGACGGGGAGAACGCGCGCGUCUCGCACCUGAAGAGCGAGGCGUGGACGGCUCCCGCCUCGCCCCCGACGCACGGGGAGUUGACGGAGCCAUAAAGCUGAAUGCUGGUGAUGAUACGUAUGGUGUCAAAGGCGCGGGUGUCGUGAGUGUGUGUGUGUGUAUGGUUGAGGAAGAACUUGGGGACGCGCAAGAUUUAUAUUGUCACUGAGCAUCAAAACCAUAACACUGUUGCUACGCGACGGUGACAGGCACGACAACGCACACAACGCGGUGCCGACACACACCCCAACAACAACAAACGACGAUGACCAUAGACAAAACGCACCCACCGCGAAAACGCGCCGUGAGACUGACAACCUCUUAGCGAGUCUGGAGACCAGACUAUGGAAGGGGGGGAAGAGUUGUGAGGAACAGAGAGGGAACUGGCGCACGGGGCAGCUGCGCUUAGGCCACGAGUCACAUGCUCUUUGGGACUGUAGUAUUUAAGCUACGCACAGCGUUCCUUUUAGUUCGCUUCCUUAGUCGUCAGUCUUGACACGAAUCCAAGCCUAUUGCUCUCCAUCUUGAUAUCACGCUUACAUCCACCCCUUACACUAAAACUCCUACAUGCCUACUUUUUAUUUAGCUGAUAAAGGAAUUUUUAGGGUUAUUACUUAUAGAGAUAUAUGAUCUCAAAGAUUACAUCAAUUUAAGUGAAUAAAAAUCAACCCAGAUAGCAACCUGAAUUCUAUAGAUACUGUUAUAUCAGAGGAUUAGGCAACCGAUAGUUAAUUACAACCAACUAUCUAAGAUAUCCUAUGUGACAGCAACUAUUAUAUAGUUAUACUGUCUAUUCUAUAUAUCUUAUCAAGCUUCGCUGUUAUAUCCACAAUAUCAAAAGCAUGCCAGUAUACUCUACUUAUAGUUUGUUGAUACAGUAUGAUAUAAGAACUAAUUAAAAGUCUCAAAAUCUGCUAUCUUACAGUAAUGCCUCUUUAUCUAUGCCUUUAGCUUACUGAAAGUACCCUCGAUAGGAUUCAAAUCAGGUGAGUAUAGAGGCAGAAAAUGUAGCUGAACACUAUGCAGAUCACAGAGCUCUUGGAUAGACUGGCUUUUAUAGAUACUAGUAUUAUCUAUAAUAAUUACUGACCUCUUGCCAGGAUAUGGCUUAUAGUAAGGCAGAACCUGAUCACGCAUAAACUCAAGAAAGAUCUCUGCUGUAAUUGCGCCUUGGAAGAUAUGCCAUGUGAGAUAGCCAUCAACAUCUAGCGCUGGUGCCCAACCAAACUUGCGAUCACCAGUAUAUUGAUAACCAACCCAAGCUGCAUGUAGUUUUUCAUUGCGUUCUGCAGCCCGGCGACAUACAGCCUUCCUU
Molecule: messenger RNA, 4161 nt
Organism: Verruconis gallopava
Lineage: Eukaryota; Fungi; Ascomycota; Dothideomycetes; Venturiales; Sympoventuriaceae
Exons: 4
Coding region: 763-1692 (309 amino acids)
Biological process (GO): DNA integration
Molecular function (GO): nucleic acid binding
Source: RefSeq, a predicted model, not a curated record